Messenger RNA from Coccinella septempunctata (seven-spotted ladybird), 1554 nucleotides. RefSeq lists its product as uncharacterized. The record is from RefSeq and is a predicted model, not a curated record. Bases 798 to 1460 code for a protein of 220 amino acids. The transcript has 4 exons. Lineage: Eukaryota; Metazoa; Arthropoda; Insecta; Coleoptera; Coccinellidae.
GUGAAAAAUUGAGUUUGAAAAUUUGAGACUGUUCCCAAGUUCCAAAACGGUUUGCUGGAUUCUUCAUUGAAAAUUUAGAGGGGUCUUCAGCGAUGAUUUUAACGCGAAGCUUAUGCCUGCUUCUGGUCCUCUAUCUGGCCAACGGAGGUGAGACCUCAAACUUACCAGAUCACCAACCAUACAAAUACUACACAACACAAAGAUCCGACAACGUUUACAUCACAGACAAGUACGGGCAGGUGGUGGUAGUUGAACCUUCCUGGUCGAGGUCUGCGAAGAGUUAUCCCACUCCCGUCUACACCAGAAGGUGCUACAACUGCAUCUCUAGGAACGUCUACUACACAGACCCUUACACGAGAAGAGUCUACCUUAAAGACCAGUUUGGAAACAGCGUCCUGGUAAACCCAGGGUAUUUGAGUGCAGUUUACCCUUCCUACAGGAAUAGUAGAUACUAUUCCUCACACGAGGACUACGUUUACGUCAACGAUAUGUAUGGCAGGACCAGAGCUGUGCCCAAAUCGAGAUACCUUUAUGAAUACGCCAAAGGAUACUAACAACACAGCCUCACGUACAAGAGUAGUUUGUAGCCUGAUAAUUUGGACUCCUUCACCUCCAUUUCACCCCACUCUAACUUUUUUUUACUUGGUUUUACUCAUUUUGAAGCAACUUGGAAGAAAGUGAACCAUCCUAGAGAGCUCAGGCCUUUAUAUUUUUCAACUCGACCCUGCGACGAAUGCUGGAGCAAGGAGAAGCAAAAACUGUCGAAAAUAACCAACAAAUGCAGGCAGAAAACAGAAAUGGGAAGCUCGAAACUUAUGGAAAAACUCUGUCCAGAUCGGCAAACGAAACCUGUACAUUCUUACGUACCAAAGGAAAUAAAAAUAGGCGUUCCACAUAGACCAAGCAAAAAUGACUGGGAUUACUGGAUCCCCAGUCCACUACCACAACGAUACCCGAAGCUAAAACAGACAAAACCCAAGGUCAACUACCAAACUGGAUUUUACAUGGGCGGUUUUGGCUAUAAAAUCGAACAAAACUUGGGAUUCGGGCGUCCGGUAAAGGUGAAAACCAAGUGUCAACGACUUGAUUGUGACCAAAAUCAAGAUAUAGGGAGAUCAGGGUUAAAAAUUAGCCUGACAAAGAUCCAUAAGACGAAACCAAACAGACAAGACACAACAAAAUCACAUGAAAACCACAAAGUCCCAGUAAACAACACGAAACAACUACAACUGUCCGACGUAGAUGGCAUGGUAGAAUUUCAACCCAUCAAUCCUGCAACGAGCACCAAGACACCUUCCAGGCUCAAACCAGAUAAAUGCAGGAAGAAGGAAGAUUGCAGCAACAAUCUAUCGUGCAUUGCUGGUCAAUGCGUCGGCCCAGAUCACAAGACAUGCAAGGAUUUCAAGUGCCGACUCCUGGCUACAAAGGUAAUCCAGUCAAAGGCUGCACCAAAAAGAUGAACAGCGUAUUCAGUGUUUUGAGCGAACAGCAGUAUACCGAGGAAAAUGAUGUAUCGAAGUUGUAAUUUUUAUACAUAUAUGUUAAUCUUGACUA